AUGCCUAUUUUACAAGCACCAAAUGUGGAGCUUGGUUCUGCUCCACGUACCCCAAGUUUGAUUUUGUCACCAUCCCCUUCAGAAAUUUCCAGUGCUAGUUCUCCAGAACCACAAAACAUUCGCGCAACUCCACUUUUCAGGGUACUAGCGAUGCCUCCUCCAGAACCGCAACAGCCUCCGGGUCAAGAUGAAUUAGAACGUAGGCUUCCUGGAUAUAGACGUAUUGUAAUUCCGCGUGAAUUAACACUUAUUGAACUUUUGAGUCUUAGUGUGAAUCGAUGCGGCUUAACGUCUUUGGACGGUGUUUGGGGGUUGGGUGCAUUGCGAGAACUUCACGCAGCCGGUAAUCGUCUCCGUGAUUUACAUCCCUUAGCAGCUUUACAAAAAUUGCAUACUCUCAAUUUGGCCGAUAAUCCUAUAGAAGAGUCAAGUCGUAUAUGGACGCUUGGUGUGUGCAGUUCCUUACGACGACUUACACUGUCUGGCACUCCUAUAGCAGAUACAAUAAACUAUAGGUCUUCUGUAGUGUCAGCGCUACCUAUGCUUGUGGCUUUGGAUGAAAGACCACUGAAUGACAAAACAGAUGAAUGGAUUGAGGAGUUUCUGUCAGAUGUAGAUAGUAAUAGUAGCGACAUAGAAACGGAUAAGCAUUCUUUACCGAUUAGCGGUAACAAAUCUCAAGAAGAACCACAACCUGGUCCAUCGAAAUUGUCCCAGAAUAUACAAAAUAAAGACGAAUUGAACGCCAUUUUUAAAAAACCGUCCCGACUUACCCGUCAUCGUCCAGCCACUACUGAAUGCGCAGGAUCACGACCGCGUUGCGACCUGCCAAAGAGACCACGCACUGCUCUAGAUAGAGCUAUUGAUGCUCCUACGAGAUUGCAAAUUAUGAACACGCUUUUAGAUGAUGAAUGGCGAUGUAGUGGAAGUAAGUUGACGUCGCAAGGGGCUGUAUGUGGAAAUUUAGCGAGGGCUCUAAGGAAACACAAGAAAGAAAAUCUUUACAGCUCUAAAACGGAAUUGGAAAUGGUUGAGAAGACAAUGGACGACGCUUGUCGCGCGCUAGCCGCAGAGAUACCGCGCGCGCCUGUCGCCGCCGACUGGGAGAGGUUUAAACGAGAUACCGGAAUUGAGAUAGACAUUGAUCUCAAUGAGAGGCCGAAAGAAGCAGAUCCUUCAGAAGUGAUUGAACGUUUGGAACGUAUAGAAAAAGAAACAAUGGAGCGACUCAACAAUGAUAAUUAUAAUGAAUCUUCUAACAUCAAUACGUUCUCAUCAGAUCCUUCGAGAAUAUUCUCUAGAGGUAUCACAUCUGAUUACGAUUUGUGGAAGGAAAUAGAAGAUUUGGCUUUAGAUGAUCCUCCUGAUAAUGUGAAUGAUUUGUUUAGAAACAUAGCUCCAAUUAGAUCUAGGCGACGACAGAUGGAAGACGAGUCUGUA
Brenthis ino (lesser marbled fritillary) is the source of this 1440-nucleotide messenger RNA. NCBI's taxonomy places the organism in Eukaryota, Metazoa, Arthropoda, Insecta, Lepidoptera, Nymphalidae. The record is from the annotation of a GenBank genome assembly.